AUGAAAAAAAAUGGGAAAAUGAUUGUAUUUACCUUCAAGCAAUAUAUCCGCAAUGUUUAAACAUAAUGAACGAAACGAUUAUUGCUGCGGGGCUGGCGGUGACUAUCAUAGCACUGCUUAUGCUUUUUCGAUGGAGAUGGAGGACCCCUAAGGUGGAGGCUCCUUCCUACACUCCAGUGCAACUGGUGCACCGGCUUUGUCCCCAUAACAACGUAGUGCAAGGAAUUGAAGUGGAACAAAAGGACAGCCUUGACGAACACCUUGAUGUACUCACUCGAAAAUUAGCUGAUAAGGAAGGUCGUCUUCGCCUUUCUAAGUACAAAAUCCGUGAAACCCAGAACGAGAUCGAGAACCUCCACGCGCUGGACAACGACGUGAAGGUAAAAUAUCGGGAGAUCAUGAAUAUGCUGAAGCAAGAUCUUCACAGCAACGAAAAGGAGUGCAAGAAAAUCCAGGAGCAGAUUGAAUGGGUCUCGCGUCGACGUGCUGAACUUAACAGCGAGGUUCAGCGCGGGCAGAUACUAUAUGGCGAAGCUGCGCUGGAACUGGCAAGCAAUCUAGCAGAGCUUCAGAAGGGCCGCGGCGUCGAUCAUAAGAUAGAACACAGAAUGAUGGACCAGAGACUGCCGGAGCACCGUGUAACGAACAAGCCCCAGAGACAAGGCUCCCUGACGUCACUCCGGCUUAGGAAGGAACCCCAGCUCCCAAGAGCAACACCAAUCAGCUCCAUAGUCAUCAAGUCUCCCCCUUUGUCAAAUGAUUCCUUGAGACAGGCAGUACAUCGACAAUAGUUUUCAUUUUUUUAUAAUUAUUUAUCUUUUAAUCCCUUACUAUAUUUUUUUAUUUUUUAUUUAAUUUAAUAUAACAUUAAUGAGCAUUUUG
This is a messenger RNA of Pieris brassicae (large cabbage white), 882 nucleotides long. RefSeq lists its product as uncharacterized. The transcript is spliced from 4 exons. The coding region runs from base 66 to 791 and encodes 241 amino acids. The record is from RefSeq and is a predicted model, not a curated record. NCBI's taxonomy places the organism in Eukaryota, Metazoa, Arthropoda, Insecta, Lepidoptera, Pieridae.